UCUAUCGCUUUAAAUUCCAAUCUCUGAUACAGCAGAGAUCAUAAAGUCUUUCAGUAGAGGGAGAGAAAUAUUAUAAAUUACACCUGAAAUAUUCUGCAUAUUUCAGAGUAUAGUCAUUUAAUCACUGUGUUCAAUUAGAUAGGUAUUUCAAAAGCACUUGAUAUUGAUUACCAAAGAAAUGGUGAUGGAGAAGCCAAGUCCCCUGCUUGUAGGGCGGGAGUUUGUGAGGCAGUAUUACACACUCUUAAACAAAGCACCCGAUUUCCUGCACAGGUUCUAUGGAAGGAACUCCUCCUAUGUUCAUGGCGGACUUGACUCCAACGGGAAGCUUGCAGAAGCAGUGUAUGGCCAAGCAGAAAUCCACAAGAAGGUCCUGUCCCUGCAGUUCCAAGAAUGCCACACGAAGAUCAGACACGUGGACGCCCAUGCCACGCUGACUGACGGUGUUGUGGUCCAGGUGCUGGGUGAGCUUUCCAACAACGGCCAGCCGAUGAGGAAGUUCAUGCAGACCUUUGUGCUCGCUCCAGAGGUGCGUAGUACGGGCUCCGUGGCAAACAAGUUCUACGUACACAACGACAUUUUCCGCUAUGAGGAUGAGGUUUUCGGCGACUCUGAGGCUGAACUUGAUGAGGAAUCUGAAGAGGAGGUUGAGGAGGAGCAGGAGGAGAGACAGCCGUCCCCAGAGCCACUCCAGGACAGUCCUAACAGCACUACCUACUACGAGCCUCACCCUGUCAUCAAUGGUGUUGAGGAGCCCAUGGAGGAGCCGGCUCCAGAGCCUGAGCCCGAGCCUGAACCGGAGCCCGAGGUAGAGGAGCUGAAGCCUGACGUGGAGGAGAAGGUGAUGGAGGAGCUGGAGGAGAAGGCCCCCUCCCCGGUCCCAGUAGAGUCCCCACCCAGCACGCAGGAGGCCCCCAAGACCUUCUCCUGGGCCUCGGUGACCAGUAAAAACCUGCCUCCUAGCGGUACAGGACCCUCCUCUGGAAUUCCCCCCCAUGUUGUUAAAGCACCAAGCUCACAGCCCAGAGCAGAGACCAAACUUGAGAGCCAGAUGGCCCCUCUCCGGGGACCCCGGGACCAGCGCCCCCGCGACAGACCAGCCUUCGUACAGCGAGCAUCCAGACCUGAUGGUGUUGCACCUUCAGAAUCACAAACUGGGAAACCCCACUUCAGUUUUGUCAACAAAGGUCGGGGCGAGGCGGACCCCGGUGAGAUGGACAACAGGAGGAUCAUCCGGUACCCAGACAGCCACCAGCUCUUUGUGGGCAACCUCCCUCAUGACAUUGACGAGGCAGAGCUCAAGGACUUCUUCAUGACUUUUGGCAAUGUAGUGGAGCUGAGGAUCAACACCAAGGGAGUCGGAGGAAAGCUGCCCAACUUUGGCUUUGUGGUCUUUGACGACUCUGACCCUGUCCAGAGAAUCCUGGGGGCGAAGGUAGGGGGGCCCAUCAUGUUCCGUGGCGAGGUGCGCCUGAACGUAGAGGAGAAGAAGACCAGGGCGGUGCGUGAGCGGGAGGUCCGUGGUGGAGACGACCGUAGAGACAUGGGGAGACGUGGCGACAGGGGGCCCGGCGGCCCACGAGGAGGCAUGGUGGCCGGCAGCGGGAUGAUGCGUGACGGCAGGGGCCCCCCACCCAGGGGUGGCAUGGGUGCUCCCAAGCCCGGCCUGGGUUCUGGAAGAGGAGCAGGAGGAUCCGCCGAGGGCCGCUUCACCACCCAGCGCCGCUGAUAGUGCCACCUGCAGUUCGGAAGUAGUACCACGUUCAUCUUCUACCGUUCUCGUUAACGAAAAAAUCUACAUGUAUAAACGUAUAUACUUUUGUUUGUUUAUUUUCGUUUCGGUAAAAAAGUAUUUUUGGCUUUGGAAUGUGACAGACUGUCAACUAUUUCUUCUUUGAUGUGACAGACAAAAAUGAGCAGACGUCAAAUUUGCAUUUUCGCUUUACUUAGCUGUGAGCUGAGCGUACUUUUCCAGUGUUGUCAAGAAUUCACAAACAUUAAUUUGUAAAUUUGAGGAAAAGCAACCAGGAGUAAUCUGCAUCGUUAUAGGAGGAGGGACUGAUAGACUUUUACCUACGAUAAUACAGCCCAUCAUUUGGAAUAGAGAUUAUUACGCCUCGACUUACCAGGGCGCUACGUCACGAAACCCCUCUUAAUGCACAUUUUAUAUGUGGGAGUUCUCUGCCCGUUACUGUUGGAAAAGCAUGAGGUGAAUUUCCUGCUGUGGGGGGCUUGCAUUUAGUUUUUUCCUUUUCAAAGGACACUGCUUAAAACAAAUUGCAUAAUGCUCUCAUCAAUAUGCACUAAUGGGUACUUUUGUCAUGUUACAUUGACAUCCUGGGAUCGCAGCUGGUUGAGACAUCUACUGUUGUCUCAAAGCUAAACGACGUGACAAGGCAGGCCUCCACUUCAGGCCUGUUUACUGUGACCAAUAUACUUCUCUCACAUCUUUCAUCUGCGAACCCAUAACUAUGCUUCAAUUACUGCUGGAAUACAACAUACCAAUCUACAGAAUGAUUAUUUUCCUAAAUGAAUUUAAUAAAAAGCUCCUGGACUUCACCAAAUGGGGACAUAAAAGGAUGAUCCACAGACACAACCCAAGCUGACCAAUAGGAGAGUGGUGGUGAUAAUGUUCGGAGACUCGCUCCCUAUUGUUUUUUCUUUUAUUUUCAUGCAUUUUUUUUUUCUUCUCCCCUACCCUUGCCAGAACCGUGAAACUGGGGCUCCUCUUCUCCCUCCAUUCCCCGUCAAGUGUACGGAGGAACAUAAUAAAUGUACAGCAAAAAUCAUAGUUCACUGUAUGAUUUAAUUCUCUCUUUUUUUUCAACUUGACUAUAAAAGCAUGAUGGUGCCUUCUAUUUCAUCUUUCCAGUCUUACUAGUGAGUUGAGUUCGGGGUACCCGGUUUUGCUCCCAGCUCCAGUUGAACUACUCUACCUACUGAGGCCAGGAGAAUUUGCAGUGUUCUUCACAGGAUUAUAAUGUUUUUCUGGUGCACAUUUCACUCUCCCAUAAGUACUGUUGAACUACCUAAGAUAAUGUCCUGCAAGUUGUGCAUUUGUUUAUAGGAUAUGCUCUGGGGUUUUGAAGAGACUAGAGAGACAACGGGUGCCUGAAGUUUUAAUGUUAAAUGUCCCAGAGAAUGCGUUAUUAGGUUAAAGAAAUGACUCAUUGGAACAUACUAGUCAUGUGUGAUUCUUGGUUAGUCAAGCAAAUGGGAUCAGUUGAAGAGUUUGCAUCUGCAGUAUUGACGAGCUGUUUGCUUAGUAACUGUAACGGACAGUGAAAAUGAAAUGCCCUCUUAAAGGAAAACGUAUUGCACGGCUCAGACAUGGGCUACUAGACGGUUCUCAAUCGGUACGGUCAAUUGGAGCAGCAUGGGCUUUGUCUCAAACGGUGGCAUAAGCCCUGGAUCCAAGGGCAUCCGACUGUUUCAUCAACAACAAACAUUUUUCGUUGGCAGCAAUUUUUGUAAAAUGGUCAUCUUAGGUGUGGUUUAGCCUUAGUGCAAACUUUAUCUGGGAUGACACUCACUUUUUUAAAUCCAUUUAUGCGUUCAUAUUUUUUUAAAUGCUGAUAUUCAAUGUGCUGUGUACCGAUUUUUCUAUAUUUUUUUCCCCACUAAGGCAAAAUAAGAUUUCUAUACCAGUACUCUGCCAGUGAAAUGGGAAGUUUUCUUUUUGUGACUGUGAAAGGGAAGACCUCGGUUUCAACCUGGAAUAGAAUCGGGGAGGAGAAAUGACAAAUAUUUUGCACUUCUUUUUUCUUAUUACUGGUCUUCUUGCACUGAAACGGAAAGUUAAAUCUGAUGUAGCGCCUUUUCCAAAAUGUCGUACUGAGGUCUUCCUUGUCAGGUGGUAUUGCGCUAUUUCUGAAAUUUUCUGGGGACAAUCUGUCACAGUAAAAACACUUUUCCCAUCCUAUCCCCUUUUCUGACAUUGCUCUCAUAAUUAAUUUUCUCGUGGCGUGGGCCAGCUUAAAAAGCCAGUCACACUGGUGGAAAUGCAUGUACCUUUUGGUUGGAUUGGAGCGACGAGACGAACGAGCCGGUGUGUGUUAUGGGAAAAGGACAUUUUGAAAUUGAGCCCCUUUCUCCAGGAACCCAUUGUUGGUCACUGCAGAACUACAUCCCACCCCAUGUUUCCACGCCGGUGUGUGUUAUGGGAAAAGGACAUUUUGAAAUUGAGCCCCUUUCUCCAGGAACCCAUUGUUGGUCACUGCAGAACUACAUCCCACCCCAUGUUUCCACAUAUGGACAAGUUUCACAGUUGCCUAUAUACUCAUAAUGUGAGUUUCAUAUUAUGGCUAAGGAAAGGGCACUUACUGCGAUUUUACUUUUGCAAUGGUCAACAAGGGUGUGGAGAGUCAGCCGAGUGGAAUGCCAUCAUGCUUUCUGGCUAGUUUUCUGAAGUCAGUGCUUUAAAACACAGUGGUGUUAAAAUGUUUAUUGGGAGCAGAUUUGUACUUUUUAUUUUUUUUGCUCUGAAAUUUCAGUGAAACCCCCAUCUCUACCCCCAAGUUUCAAAGGACCCCCUAAAGCAAAGGCUGUAAACUUUUUCCACUGUUGAAAAAUGCUGUAGAGUGGAUUUAAAUGUAUAUCAUUCCAGUCCUCUUUUCAGUGGAAUAGGAUUUCCUUCCUGGCUUUAGCAAGUGUGGUACGCUAAGCAGUCAGUUGGUUGCCAUCUUAAUUUACUGUGUUUACCUUCUACUUGUUUGCUAGUAGAAACAAAAAAAUGUGUUGCAGAUGGAGCAAAUUUGUUUUAGUUUUCCAUUUUGAAUGUGUUUGGACUUAACAUACAAUAAACUACUGAUAUCUGCA
Molecule: messenger RNA, 4818 nt
Organism: Oncorhynchus masou masou (cherry salmon)
Lineage: Eukaryota; Metazoa; Chordata; Actinopteri; Salmoniformes; Salmonidae
Gene: g3bp2a
Product: G3BP stress granule assembly factor 2a
Exons: 13
Coding region: 179-1729 (516 amino acids)
Cellular component (GO): cytosol; ribonucleoprotein complex
Molecular function (GO): mRNA binding
Source: RefSeq, a predicted model, not a curated record